UUCCUCUCUUCUGUUUUGUUUGUUCUCCCUGCUGAGUUUCAAUUUACUUUUUGGGGCUUAAUCAGAGUGUGAUUCACACAGUCGAGGUGAGUUUGUCGAAUCUUGGAAGGUUUUAAAAUCGUAUUGAAUUGGGUUUAUUUUUGUUUGAUAGAGGUGUUUUCAGUGAAAAUUAGGGUUCAUAUUUUUCGAUAAGAUUGGCAGCUGUGUUGAAAUUGACUUUGAAUUAAUGGUGGGUUUUAUGGUCUGAUAGCAAGGGAGAAGUUUGAUUAAUCUAAUUCUCAAUCCUCUGGUGUGAAUUGGGAUAUUUAGGGUUUUUGCAGGUUAGAAUUGAAGUAGUUUUAUUCAGUGUGUGUUUGCGGAAAUUGAUUUGGGCGUUUUCUUUGAGCAAUUUGGAAGUACUUGAAGUAGGGGUUCUGUGAUUGUUUUAAAGUUGUGGGUUGUUCUUUUGAAGUGGCUAAUUCAAUGGUGCUGAAUUUUGUGAACUAGGUUUCUGAAGGGGUUUUUUUAUUUUGUUUGUGAUUGAAGAAGCAAAUUUGUUUUUUUAGGACAUUGAAGAGGAGUUUCCGAGUGAUUGUUUAGGAGACUCUGCAGUUUUUGAAGAGCUUGCUUUGUGGUUGUUUUACCAUUCUCUGUGAAGGCAUAACUAGUGUUUUGCUGUAUGGUAAUUUGAGUUUUCAGUGGUGUUGAAACCUCAAAUUCCCAUACAUUAAACUCUAAUAUUUUAUUGAGUUGUGAUUCAUUCUUGAGAUGUGUCAGUUGCUGAAAACGGUUAGUGUGAAGAUGUCGUGUACAAGAUCAAGAUCAGUAUCUUCACAGCCGAACACAAGAUCAAGUCCUUUAUCUUCACAACCUCUUGUGGGUUCAUCUAGCGCAGCGCAAGUUAAAUCCUCCACCAAUUCUCAAGCUCCAUCAACUGGCACAGAUAAUGAUCCUGAUAACGACAUAUACUGCCAUUGUCCUUUCAAGCACUUUGAUGACUUCCAUGAUGGUAUAUGGGGAAGGGGUUACGUCAAAACCUCCAUCCUCAAACAUAUACAGACACUACCCAAACACCAACUACAUUUCUGUCUGUUAGGAUAGAAUACGCACAGUGGUAAGUGUAUACAUAGCCUGUGAAAGGGUUUUGCGUCAAUUGCAUAUGUGGCUAAGUGUAUGCAGGUUUAUUCUUGGAAGAAGCCCUGUAAAGAUCAUGCUGGUGGGGUUGUUUGUGGCCCUUUUAAUGGCAUAGGUGCAGACUUUCUAAUCUACGGUACUGAUAAACCCACGCCACAGAUUCUUGUAUAUCUUGUGCAAGCCAGGCCUGUAAGUAACAAUAACAUUCCUGCUUCUGUCGGUUCAACCCUUGAAGAUUCUUCCUUGGGUUUAUCAGUAGAGAUUCUCAGCCUGGUUUACCAGAAACAGAUAACAACAAUAUCCAGUAUUCCUCCACAAUGCAGGCUUAAUUUCUCUAGAACCCUAAAAUCCUCUCUAGAUAGAGUUAUAACCCACCCCAAGGAUUUAUGUUCAUGGCUUCAGUUGCUCAUAUUGCCUAUUUGUACGUUAAGACUUUACUUUCCUAAAAAUUCCAAGGAGGAGGGGUCUGGCAACAGGAAAAGACUUCAAACGGCUUCAGUUAAUCAGGCCCUAGCCAGAUGGAACGAACCACAUGGAUGUAUUGAUUUGUUACAACAAGUUCUGCAAGAACAUAGGGAGGUGCAAAAGAGCAGGAAACAGAGUAAACAGAAACGAAAAACCAAUGUUGAGGCUUGCAAAAAGAAUCUCAGUCAGGGUCUCUAUACUGCGGCUGUUAGGAUCUUAUCCUCUAGUGGUGUUGCAUAUGAUAACCCGGACACCCUAUACCAGCUGCAGCAUAAACACCCUCAUGCACCUCCCCCUACUAUUCCUACAGACACUAUUACGGCUGCAUCUGUUGUUGUUGGUAGUAAUGCAGUGUUGAAGGAAAUUCGGAGUUUUCCUAAAGGCACCUCUUGUGGGAGGGAUGGUCUCCGUGCUCAACAUUUGCUGGAUGCGCUGAGUGGUCCUGCAGCUGCAGUUUCCGAAGAGUUUCUCACCUCAAUUGCUGGGGUUGUUAACUUAUGGCUUUCUGGAGUUUGUACCGCUGUUUUAGGGCCAUACAUUGCAAGUGCACCUUUAACACCACUACUUAAGCCUGAUGGAGGACUCAGGCCCAUUGCAGUAGGUACAAUUUGGCGGAGGCUAUGUUCUAAGAUUGCAGCUACCUCCGUGGGAAGCGAAAUGGCCAAUUAUCUGGGUGAUUAUCAAUUUGGCGUUGGGAUCCCUUGUGGCGGUGAAAGCAUUCUCCAUGCAGCUAAUAAGAUAAUGGAAUUAAAAGGUGCACAAAAUACUAUCACUAUGAUGUUAGUGGACUUUGCCAAUGCCUUUAACUUAGUGGAUAGGACAUCCUUAAUUAGUGAGGUAAGGGCUAGAUGUCCUGGUAUUACCAGAUGGGUUGAGUUCUGUUACGCUCAACCUGCGAGGUUAUAUUACAAUGAUUAUAUUCUUGCAUCAGUUAUAGGUGUACAACAGGGUGAUCCCCUUGGACCACUUCUUUUUGCUCUGGUCUUACAUCCACUAGUUCACAAAAUUGCUGCACAUUGUUCUUUGGAUAUGCAUGCUUGGUAUCUCGACGAUGGCACCAUCAUCGGAGAUACCCUGGAGGUGUCAAAAUCUCUCAAGAUCAUUCAGCAAGAAGGUGAUUCACGUGGUCUACAUUUGAACAUACGGAAGACGGAGAUUUUCUGGCCUGCUGCAGAUCCAAGAAGCCUCAUGGAAGACGUUUUACCUGCGAACAUUAGCAAGCCCUAUAAUGGUGUUAAAGUUCUUUGAGGGCCUGUUAGCAUUGACACCCAGUUUUGCAGCGACAUGGUCAAGUUCAGAUCUGAUAAAACCAUCCAUAUGAUGAACUAUGUCAAGCAGUUGAAGGACCCACAGUGCGAACUGCUGCUACUACGCAAUUGUACCGGAGUUUCAAAAAUAUAUUUCACCCUACGCACAACCAAUCCUCAGGUCUUACCAUCUGUCACAGAACAUUAUGAUCAGCAGCGAAUGGGAUACUUACAACAUAUAAUUACUGGCGAUGGUGCAGGUUUUGGACUUCUUCAACAAUGACUUGCAACCUUGCCGCUUAAAGAUGGAGGUUUUGGAGUGUAUACCAUGGAAGAUACCAGCCACUAUUGCUAUCUGGCAUCACACUUUCAAACUCAGCAUUUGCAUAAUACAAUCUUAGCUUCCAUCGACACUUCAGAGCCUAGCCGUAACUAUGAGUAUGCUCUCAAUUCAAUUAAGGUUUUUGAAGAAUCGAUUUACUCAGUUUGAAGAGAGUGAACUAGUUGAAUCUUGGAGCUGUGUUGGUUAAGGUUUGUUUUUUUUUGGAAGAGGUGUUUCUGUGAAAGAGGGGUUUCUUUGUUCGGAUUGACAGUUGUGUGAAUUGGAAGUCGAAUUAGUGAUGGGUAUUGUGUUUUGAUUGCAAGGGAGACGUUUAAUCAUCUUGUUCUUAACUCUCACAAUUCCAUUUUGUUGCAGGGGUUGUGUGUUUUUGAGGAGUCGCACCUCCAAUUGUUUUUCAAUAAGUGAUCUCUCUAUUCCGUGUAUGUAUUUGUUGUAACAGAUUUCAUUGGAGGUGUUGUUUGUAUUUCGAUUUAAGGAUUUUGAGUUUUGGUUUCUUCUGGUGGUGUUUGGUGUUACAGAACUUAGUGUGUUUGAAUUUGAUUUUAGCUUUUGGUGCUGGUUAAAGUAGGGGUUCUGUGAUUGUUUUCAAGUUCUGGGUUUUUCUUUUGUGUGAGAUUAAAGAAGCAAAUCAGUGGUGUAGAAUUUUGUAAACCAUGUUCUUUUGUAUGUGAUUGAAGAAGCAAAAUUGAAUUUAGGUCUUUGAAGUGGAGUUUCUGGGUGAUUAAAUUGGAGUUUCUUUUGUUUUGUGGAUGUUUUCCAUCUCAUGUGAAGGUUCAAUUAGUGUUUUGU
Messenger RNA from Papaver somniferum (opium poppy), 3957 nucleotides. RefSeq lists its product as uncharacterized. Bases 1153 to 2826 code for a protein of 557 amino acids. The record is from RefSeq and is a predicted model, not a curated record. The transcript is spliced from 2 exons. NCBI's taxonomy places the organism in Eukaryota, Viridiplantae, Streptophyta, Magnoliopsida, Ranunculales, Papaveraceae.